AACACAUACAUAUAUUCACAAAUUAGAUAGAUUAUACAGCAUGCAUUCACACUGACACACAUUAGUGUUUCAUGAGGACAACCCUUAGGUUGUCAACGUUAAAUAUGAUGGAAGUAUUAUUUCAUAUGACGAUUUUAUGUCAUCAUGAAGUUGAACCUCUUUUUACUUUUAUACGUACUUAUUGUCUUAUGUACAGUCCCAAGUACAAGAUAUAAUUGUUGAAAUAAACAUCGAAAUGAACACUAUCAUUCAUUCCACAAAAGAUCAUACUCAUCAUCCGAUGAGUUUUUUAUGCAUCUUGCGCAUGUUGGUUCGAGCGCGCUCAAAUUCGUUACACCAACUGUAUAUUCUUUAUAUGUAUAUACUCAGUAAUCUAUUAUAUUAUGUACUUUAUAAUUCUACAUUUGCAUUAAUUUCUCGUAUUAUUCAAAUAUUUUUAUCCAUUGCGUUUUCAAAGACGAAAUGCAAAACGUUUGAUAGUGAGACAAUACUAAAUAGUGAAAAGCCUACCGAAGUUUGCCGAGUUGCGCGAUUUGAGUAAAUGGUUUCACUUCAAACGAAACAAAUUUAAACGUUUGUAUCAAUAAUCAAUUCAUAUUCAUUACAUAUCAUGUGAUAUUAUAUUAAUAUACAAUUCCGUCGUAGAAUAUCUUUAAUAAAGUAUUAUUUGCGUAUUUAUUAUGUAUCGAAAUAACCGAAUUAGAGAUUUUAAAUCCAUUUUGAAAUGUCAGCAAUCCACAAGUAGUAAAUCAAAUGAAAAUAUAGAAAAUGAUAAAAAAUUGGCAGAAAAUGUUGAGGAAAGUACUCUUAGAAGUACUACAUCAAUUCUAAAUUUAUUGAAAAAGCCUAAGGAAAAUGACAAAAGAAUACAGAAAGAGUAUGAUGAGAUUAACACAGAUGAAAACAAAGACAAAGGCACUGACAAAGACACUGUAUCUAAUGUUAAUAAUUCAGUUACAAUUACUGAAAAAAUGACUUUUAAUGUAGUAAUUGCUAAACAAUCUACAAGAAAACAUAAAAAGUGGGAAGAUGAUGGAAUUUUGGAAGUUAGUGGAAAACGUGCAACUUUAAAGGAUACAGAGGGUAAUGUAAUUCAUACAACAACAGUUAAUCCAACAACUCUUGAAGAAGGUUUUAGGAUGUAUAUGGGAAAUAAGGAAAUUGAGAUAGUUGACAGAGUAUUAUGCAAAAAAUCUUUACCAGAUGAAUCUUCUAAAGAAACUAUUCCAGAACCACCGAAAAAGAAAUUAAAAUCUUCAAAUGUUAAACCAUUUGUUCCAUUUAAUUCAUUACAACAAGGAUUGAAAUUGACACACAAUCCACUGAUAAUGCCUCCUAUGUACACUUCACAAAAUUGGGCAGAGAAUGAAAUAUCAAAAGAUGAGAAGGAAGUGUCUGUAGAUGCUUGUCUAGUAAAUGUACUUAGACAGCAUCAGCGUUAUGGUAUAAUAUUUUUAUAUGAAUGUAUCAUGGGAAUAAAGACAUCUAAUUAUUAUGGUGCAAUUUUGGCUGAUGAAAUGGGUCUUGGCAAAACAUUACAGUGUAUAACAUUGGUCUGGACAUUAUUGAAGAAGGGACCAUAUGGAAGUCCAGUAUUAAAAACUGUAUUAAUAGUAACUCCUAGUAGUUUGUGUAAUAAUUGGAACAAGGAAUUUAAACAUUGGUUGGGUUUUCAUAGACUCUGUCCAUAUGUUGUGAAUGCCAAAAAUAAGCUGAAAGACUUUAAAAAACAGGCAAGAAAUUCAGUGGUAAUUAUUAGUUAUGAUAUGCUUAUUAGAUGUGAAGAGGAAAUUGAACAGAUAAAUUUUGAUUUAAUUAUAUGUGAUGAAGGACACAGAUUAAAAAAUAAUGAAAUAAAAGCAGCAAAGCUUUUAAGUAAUAUAAAUUGCAAAAGAAGAAUUCUUCUGACCGGAACCCCGAUACAAAACGAUUUACAAGAAUUUUUUGCUUUAGUUAAUUUUGUGAAUCCCGGUAUUUUGGGUAGUAAUAAUGAAUUUAAGAAUUAUUACGAAAAUCCUAUUGUAGCAUCAAAAUGCCCUCAUGCAGCUUAUAGCGUCGCAUCUUUAGGAACUGAAAGGGCUACUGAAUUGCAUGAAAAAACAAGAAGUUUCAUUUUGAGACGCACACAAGACACAAUUAACAAAUAUUUACCUUCCAAACACGAAUUAGUUGUAUUUUGUCGCCUAUCAGACGAACAAGAGAAAUUAUAUUCACUGGUUACAGAUACAUGGUUCAACAAAAGUGUGUUACCAAAUUCUAAUGUUCCACAUUUGACUGUGAUAACGACUUUAAAGAAAAUUUGUAACCAUCCAAAAUUAUUUUAUAACGAAAAAAAUGAGUUUUGGAACAAUAGCGCUAUAAACUUAAAUGGAACUACUAAUAUAUGUAAAUAUACCUCAAGAGAGCAAUAUUGUGGAAAAAUUUCAGUUGUACAGACAUUAAUGAAAAAUCUAAAAAAUACAGAUGAAAAAUUGGUAUUAAUUUCGUACUAUACACAAACGCUAGAUUUGCUAGAAACUGUUUGCAGCACAGAAGGUUUACACUUUCUUAGAUUAGAUGGUAGUACACCAGCUACUACAAGGUCUAAAAUUAUUGAACAAUUCAAUUCAAAGAACCAUAACAGCAAAAUAUUUUUACUAAGUGCAAAAGCUGGUGGAGUUGGACUAAACUUAUUUGGGGCAUCUAGACUCAUACUUUUUGAUUCUGAUUGGAAUCCAGCAUCUGAUUCUCAAGCUAUGGCAAGAAUUUGGAGAGAUGGUCAAAAAAAAGAUGUUUAUAUAUUACGAUUAUUAACAACAGGAACUAUUGAGGAAAAGAUUUUUCAGAGACAAGUCAGUAAAGCAGGUUUAAGUGAAACUGUAGUGGAUUCAAAUUGCUUUGACUCUCUUAAACUCUCUAUGAAUGAAUUAAAGGAUUUAUUUACAUUAACAACAGGUACUAAUUGUCUGACUCAUGAUUUAAUGCAAUGUUCUUGCAAUGAUUGUAAUAAAACAGAAAAGGUGCCUCAAAAAUUACAAGAAGAAAAUGAUAGAGAAUAUCAACUUUUAUUACAAAGUGAAGUAUCAAAUUCCAAUUUAACCAUUAAUCAGCUUUCAAAAUGGGAACAUUAUCAGCAGCCAGUUCCAGAUAAAAUACUUAAAGAAUCUAUGCUAUUAGAAAUAUAUGAUAAAAUAACUUUUAUAAUGAAAAAUUCUAUAAUAAAUCAAACAAAUAAGUAAAAUCAAAUAAAAGAUUAUACAUUGUGUACAUCAAAACAUAAUGCUUCAUUAUUACAUGAAAUAAAUUUU
Molecule: messenger RNA, 3287 nt
Organism: Megachile rotundata (alfalfa leafcutting bee)
Lineage: Eukaryota; Metazoa; Arthropoda; Insecta; Hymenoptera; Megachilidae
Product: DNA repair and recombination protein RAD54B
Biological process (GO): double-strand break repair via homologous recombination; reciprocal meiotic recombination
Cellular component (GO): nucleus
Molecular function (GO): DNA translocase activity; ATP binding
Source: RefSeq, a predicted model, not a curated record